Camponotus floridanus (Florida carpenter ant) is the source of this 971-nucleotide messenger RNA. Its product is annotated as prostate stem cell antigen. Bases 118 to 558 code for a protein of 146 amino acids. Lineage: Eukaryota; Metazoa; Arthropoda; Insecta; Hymenoptera; Formicidae. The transcript has 4 exons. The record is from RefSeq and is a predicted model, not a curated record.
UACGCUCCUUUGUGAUGAUGCGUCACCGAUUCAAAGAUCUAUCAGCUGUGUUCAAAGUUGGCGGAUCGUGGAUUGCUCGUCGUGUCUUUCGAUAAAUCGCGUUAUCGAUUUUCCGAAAUGCCGAAUUUCACGAAAUGGCAUUUCGCGCUACUUGUUAUCACGUGCGUGUCCUUUGGCCACGCCCUGGAAUGUUACGUUUGCACGGAUCAGGAGGGCAAUCAGGAUAAGUGUCUCAAUACUAUUAAAACCUGCGAGCAGGGACAGGAUUCUUGUCUCACGGAUAUCAGAUGGGGCAGUAGGCCGUAUUGGACUCAGGGUGCCAAGAAACAAUUUUACGUAUCUAAAAGAUGCGCCACUAAAAAGGAAUGCGAGAGAUCACAGCGGAACAGUAUGUCUGAUUGUACUUAUAUCUGGUAUCUAGACUGGCAGUGUUUUUCUUGCUGUCAAGGUGACAGAUGUAAUUAUUACGUUAUUUCUGCUGGAAACGAAACGAAACUAUAUAGGGGAAUAUUUGCCAUAACAAUUUUGAUCUCAUUGUUGGGCAUAUUGAGGUUUUAAUGACAAUGAUUUUGCAGAAAUGAUUGAGGUUGACGUUUUAGUCAGCUAACAAGUAAUCAAUCUCAACAUUCCAGACUGGCAGAUGAAAAAUCUUUUUCUUUACAACGACGAUAACUGACAAAUAUUACAUGCAAGAUAAUUUUACAUUUUUCUAAUAUGUCUGAAUGCGUCUGAUUACAUUUCAGAAAUCUGAUUUUUUAUGUUGUAUACAGUCUUGUCUCGCAAUAUCGUUUCAUAAUGAUAGUUUUAAAAUAAGUGUUCACAUUCACGUAAAUUAUUCAGGCAAACGUAAAUGCAUUUAUAGUAGAUAAUACAGCCACAAAUAUUUAUCGAGUUUAAAUCUCUAUAUCUGAUCUUAACACUAUAUUGUAAGACAUUUAAUCCGUCCAUUUGAAACAAUGUUUCAUUUGUUA